Messenger RNA from Drosophila serrata, 321 nucleotides. RefSeq names its product cecropin-2. The record is from RefSeq and is a predicted model, not a curated record. NCBI's taxonomy places the organism in Eukaryota, Metazoa, Arthropoda, Insecta, Diptera, Drosophilidae. Gene Ontology annotation, cellular component: extracellular region. Gene Ontology annotation, biological process: defense response to Gram-positive bacterium; defense response to Gram-negative bacterium; antibacterial humoral response.
AGUCACUCAGAAGCAUCAGCUUAUUUUGCUCUUUUCCUAACUAUUAAACGGUUUGAAUUAAAAAACCAUGAACUUUUACAAAAUCUUCGUCUUCGUCGCCCUCAUUCUGGCCAUUAGCUUGGGACAAUCGGAGGCUGGUUGGCUAAAGAAGAUUGGCAAGAAAAUUGAACGCGUUGGCCAGCACACUCGAGAUGCCACAAUCCAGGGUCUGGGUAUCGCUCAGCAGGCCGCUAAUGUUGCUGCCACAGCCAGAGGUUAAAUUCAAGCACCGGUCAUCGAAAUACAACUACUUUAUUUAAUAACUUAUUUAUUUAAUGAAAA